Messenger RNA from Vanrija pseudolonga, 790 nucleotides. It is a transcript of the gene rpl901, whose product is annotated as 60S ribosomal protein L9-A. Gene Ontology annotation, biological process: cytoplasmic translation. Gene Ontology annotation, cellular component: ribosome; cytosolic large ribosomal subunit. The transcript is spliced from 2 exons. Lineage: Eukaryota; Fungi; Basidiomycota; Tremellomycetes; Trichosporonales; Trichosporonaceae. Gene Ontology annotation, molecular function: structural constituent of ribosome; rRNA binding. Bases 174 to 737 code for a protein of 187 amino acids. The record is from RefSeq and is a predicted model, not a curated record.
CUCAACAAAAACUCGUGCGUCAAACCUGCCUCGACGACAGCGACAGUGAGCUGACCUAGCCCCUCCUCGUUCUCGACUCUACGCUCUCGCUCUCCGCUUUGCCAUUAUCCCCGUCGCUGUCGACAACCUCGAAAUCUUGAACCCAACCCAAUCCACACACCCACAGGCCAAAGAUGAAGGACCUUUCUUCGGUCGAGACCCUCGCCAUCCCCGCCGACGUGACCGUCAAGGUCAAGGCCCGCACCAUCACCGUCACCGGUCCCCGCGGUACCCUCACCAAGAACGUUGGCCACGUCGCCAUGGACAUCCAGAUUGUCGGCCAGAAGGUCACCUUCACUGUCUGGCACGGUGGCCGCAAGCACGUUGCUUGCCUCCGCACCAUCAAGUCGGCUGUUGAGAACAUGAUCACCGGUGUCACCAAGGGCUUCCUCUACAAGAUGAAGCUCGUCUACGCCCAUUUCCCCAUCAACGCCAUCCCCGCUGCCGACGGCGCCUCGAUCCAGAUCCGCAACUUCCUCGGCGAGAAGAUCGUCCGUGACUGCCCCAUGCUCGAGGGCGUCAAGGUCUCCCUCUCGGACAUCAAGGACGAGCUCAUCAUCCAGGGCAACGACAUUGAGAAGGUCUCCCAGUCGGCUGCUUCCAUCACCGACAAGACCCGCGUCAAGGAGAAGGAUAUCCGCAAGUUCUUGGACGGCGUGUACAUCUCCGAGCGCACCAACGUCGUUCAGGACGAGUAGAGGGCUUUGGACAUGGCCAGAUCGUAGUAGGCACAUGUACCAUCAUUCGCAUA